Messenger RNA from Macrosiphum euphorbiae (potato aphid), 528 nucleotides. Lineage: Eukaryota; Metazoa; Arthropoda; Insecta; Hemiptera; Aphididae. The record is from the annotation of a GenBank genome assembly.
AUGAUCGUUCAAAUACUGCAGAAAAAAACUGUUUUAACACCUACACCCACUAAAAAAAAGAAAAUUAACUUGGAAGAAAAACUAGCUUUGUUUUUGGACUCGAGACAACAAAGUAGUUAUGAACUAAACCGAGAUACUGAUGAUGAGGACCUAAACUUCUAUAAGUCAACAUUGCCAUUAGUUAAGACAUUGAAUAUGGAACAAAAAAUGCAAUUCCGAAUCCAACUUAUGCAGCUUCUACAAGGUAUAAAGCUAACCAAUAACACACCUCCAUAUUUCCAACCACCCGUUCCAAUUUUCAACCACAAUUCCGGUGUACCGAUAUCUACAUUAAAUCAUAGUUAUAACACUUCUAUGCCCGUGUACCCGUCUACAAUACCGGUGUACAGCCAUGACGAAUUGGCACAAACAAGUUCAGCUCGAACAAUUUCACCGUUGUCUUCAAACAAUUCCGUUACUGGAUAUUUUAGCCAGUUUUCUCCAGACGAACAAAACUUAGUAUCAAAUACGUCAUCGAAUAGUAUGUAA